AUGUCGUCACAAGGUCCUGCAUCUUCAAGGCAAGCAUCCUCCCAAUUAGCACCUCCAAACACCUCUAAGCUUGUUUCAACUUCAGUCGCACACCACACCUUGGCUGCAAUCUCACAAACAACGUCAAUUGUCACAUCUGCUCAGAAUCUCAGUCCUGAUGUUGUGCUUCUAGCCACUGCUGUCAUCAAUGUUAAGAACAGCGCAGGUACAUGGGUGCCAUGUCGUGCACUGCUCGACUCAGGGUCGCAGUUGCAUAUUAUAACGUCUCGUCUUGCUCAUCAACUGCAGUUGCGAAAAACCAAGUCAUCCACCUACGUAUCAGGUCUUGGUAAUGCAAACUUCGCCUCUGAUGGUUUGACUGUCAAUAUUACUAUUCAGUCUCAAAACUCGGAGUACUCUACCUGCAUUACAGCGUUGGUUGCUCCUAACAUAACGGACAAUCAACCCUCUUUUACUUUGGAUAUUUCUCAUUGGAAAAUACCGUCGAACAUUUGUUUAGCAGAUCGAGGUUUUUUCAAGUCGCAACGAAUAGACAUGCUUAUUGGAGCCAGCCUCUUCUAUGAUCUCUUAUGCAUUGGACAAAUAAAGUUAGCUCACGGUCUACCGUGCCUACAGAAAACUAGGUUAGGAUGGGUUGUAACAGGUGGUGAAUCGCAGCGGCAAAGGGGAGCGAUAUUGGCCGCACAGUCAUCACUUGACAUAGGUUACGAAUCCAAUGUUCAAAUCGAUCAACUAGUACGUAGAUUUUGGGAGGUUGAAAGUUGCUGUGAAUCUGUCGCCACAUACUCCAAAGAAGAGCUUGACUGCGAGGCGCAUUUUAAGGCCAAUUAUUUGCGUUUGUCUACAGGGAACUAUUCGGUCCGGCUACCAGCAAAAGUUAAUAUUGAUCUCUUGGGCGGCUCUUAUCAACAAGCGUUUCGUCGUUUUCUUAAUCUAGAGCGAAAAUUGGACCGCCACCCACAGCGGAAGGCCCAAUAUGCAGCAUUCAUACGGGAAUAUUUGAAUCUAGGACAUAUGUCACUGGUUACUAAGAACAAUCUGCGGUAUUGCAAAUACUUUCUGCCGCAUCACUGUGUUUUGAAGGAAGAGAGCACAACUACAAAACUCCGCGUUGUAUUCGAUGGAUCUGCGGUUUCAUCUUCUGGAUACUCGUUGAACGACUUGCUUAUGACAGGACCCACCAUACAACCUAAGCUGUUCAACACAUUGCUUCGGUUUAGAACCUUUCCAAUCGCUUUGACGGGUGACAUAUGUAAGAUGUAUCGUUGUGUACGAGUCUCAGAGCCCGAUAGUUAUCUGCAGUGCAUCUUGUGGCGUGACUCCCCACAGCAGCCGGUCAACGUCUUUAAACUUGACACAGCCACUUAUGGUACAAGACCAGCUUCAUUCCUCUCAAUUCGUUCGAUGCACCAGUUAGCCAUUGAUGAACAAACUGUCUACCCCAUAGGCUCAAAAAUGUUAAAGCGCGAUUUUUAUGUCGAUGAUCUUAUUACAGGCGGUGAGUCCAUUCAAGAAGUCAAGGAAAUUAUGAGUCAAACUACAAAGCUGCUGGAAAAAGGAGGAUUCAAGUUGAGAAAGUGGUGCUCCAGUAAUCCUGAAUUGUUGCAGACGAUACCACCUGAUGAUCGAGAAACUCUACUUAAGUUCGACGAUGGAAGCGAUAUAGCUAAAACACUCGGUUUAACUUGGGAUCCUGCAUCAGAUUGCCUAUUGUUCGCGUUCUCACCAAUGCAGCCUUCAUCAAAACAUUGCAAGCGGUCCAUUUUGUCAACUAUUGCUCGUUUUUAUGACCCACUCGGUCUCAUCGGCCCUAUUAUUUCGAAGGCUAAAAUCUUUCUUCAACAAAUCUGGAAAGAAAGGCUUGACUGGGAUGAAAGUUUGCCUUCAUCACUACAUUCAUCGUGGCUUAGUUUGUGUGCAGAUUUUGGCCGCAUACCGCAAAUAAAGUUUCCCCGUUUGUCAAUACAGCAGAAUGGCGCCUAUGAAAUUCAUGGUUUUAGUGACGCCAGCAUCGAAGCAUACGGAGCUUGUCUUUACGUCGUGUCAGUCAGUCAAGGAAGAAACCAGGCGCAACUGCUAUGUUCAAAAUCUCGUGUAGCGCCCUUAAAAACUCUUACGGUUCCAAGGCUGGAGUUGUGCGGUGCCUCCCUGUUGGCGCAACUCAUGCAUGAAAUAGCUCAAAUACAACUUUUCUCGUGUCGAUAUUAUUGUUGGUCUGAUUCGGCGGUAGUGUUAUCCUGGAUCCGCGACGAACCUUCAAGAUUUCAAAUCUUUACAGCUAAUCGCAUAGCCACUAUACAGGAGUUGACUGCGGGUAUGGAAUGGCGCUACGUGCCUACGAAGUUUAACCCAGCUGAUAUUUUAUCCAGAGGUGCAACCUCUAACGACCUCAUUAACUCAUCUCUAUGGCUGCAUGGACCGGAUUUUUUAGCUCAAGAUAAAAACAAUUGGCCAAACCCUUGCAGUCAACAUGUUUUUGGUUACAUUUAUAAGUUCCAAAAUCGCUUGCGGCUUUCUGGACUGACUGUUGAUUGCAUACGGCGUGGCACAAAACUACUCCUGCGCACCAUCCAAAGGCUUCACUUCAAAGAGGAUCUCAAAUGCCUUCAAGCCGGUCAAGGUGUGAAGGCAUCUAGUUGCAUUGCGUCGCUCUCACCAUUCAUCGAUAGUUGUGGAUUGCUUCGUGUGGGUGGACGACUGAAAAAUUCAGCGCUCGACUUCGAGGCGCAGCAUCCAGUCAUACUGCCGAGGCGUCAUCCUGUCACUCAAGCAAUCAUUAUGCAUUUUCAUAGGCGCAAUUUGCACGCGGGUCCUCGUUCCCUACUAGCAUACAUUCGGCUGCAGUAUUGGCCUAUUGGCGGACGAAAAACUGUUUCGAACGUUGUAAGCAAAUGCACUCUAUGCUUCCGAGCUAAACCGCACUUAGCGGAACAUAUUAUGGCUGACCUUCCGGAAGAUAGGGUAAACUCAUCUUAUGCAUUUAUGGUCACAGGCGUCGAUUAUUGUGGACCAUUCCAUUAUAAAAACGAAAUACGCAACAAGCAACCCAUAAAAUGUUACAUUUGCAUAUUCAUAUGCUUUGCCACGAAAGCUGUGCACCUGGAGCUCGUAGCAGACUUAUCAACGAAGGCAUUCUUAAAUGCACUAAAGCGGUUCAUCCUAACGCGUUGUCGCCCCACUCGUAUAUGGUCGGACAACGCAACCAACUUUGUCGGCGCUAAGAAUGAGAUGGCAGAAUUAAAACGUUUAUUCCUGAGCGAUAAUCAUGUGCAAGCAGUUCAUGAAUUUUGUCUAGCUAAUACCAUAGAAUGGCAUUUCAUUCCACCUCGCUCUCCACACUUUGGUGGGCUUUGGGAAGCGGCCGUUAAAACUGUGAAAUAUCAUUUUCAUCGCUCGGUGGGCUCGUCAUUAUUAAACUUCGAUGAACUGCGCACACUUAUUUGCCACAUAGCGGCAAUUAUUAACUCAAGACCUUUGUUUCCACUUUCAGACAAUCCGGCUUAUUUAGACGUUCUAACUCCAGCUCACUUCAUUGGCACUGCUCCUAUCUCUACUUAUGUUGAACCAGAUGUCACGAAGAUUAACUUUAAUCGUUUGGAUCAAUGGCAGCGCGUAUCAUACUACCAACAGAUAUUUUGGACACGUUGGCGUGAGGAGUACUUAACUACCUUGCAGCAGCGCUCAAAGUGGCGCACACAGAAUUUCGAACUCUGCGUCAACGACAUAGUUUUAGUAAAGGACGAAAAUCUGCCUCCUCUCAAGUGGCCCCUAGCAAGAGUCACCGAACUAAUAUAUGGAUCAGAUCGUGUGGCACGUGUCGCUCAUGUUUUUGGUUACAUUUAUAAGUUCCAAAAUCGCUUGCGGCUUUCUGGACUGACUGUUGAUUGCAUACGCCGUGGCACAAAACUACUCCUGCGCACCAUCCAAAGGCUUCACUUCAAAGAGGAUCUCAAAUGCCUUCAAGCCGGUCAAGGUGUGAAGGCAUCUAGUUGCAUUGCGUCGCUCUCACCAUUCAUCGAUAGUUGUGGAUUGCUUCGUGUGGGUGGACGACUGAAAAAUUCAGCGCUCGACUUCGAGGCGCAGCAUCCAGUCAUACUGCCGAGGCGUCAUCCUGUCACUCAGGCAAUCAUUAUGCAUUUUCAUAGGCGCAAUUUGCACGCGGGUCCUCGUUCCCUACUAGCAUACAUUCGGCUGCAGUAUUGGCCUAUUGGCGGACGAAAAACUGUUUCGAACGUUGUAAGCAAAUGCACUCUAUGCUUCCGAGCUAAACCGCACUUAGCGGAACAUAUUAUGGCUGAUCUUCCGGAAGAUAGGGUAAACUCAUCUUAUGCAUUUAUGGUCACAGGCGUCGAUUAUUGUGGACCAUUCCAUUAUAAAAACGAAAUACGCAACAAGCAACCCAUAAAAUGUUACAUUUGCAUAUUCAUAUGCUUUGCCACGAAAGCUGUGCACCUGGAGCUCGUAGCAGACUUAUCAACGAAGGCAUUCUUAAAUGCACUAAAGCGGUUCAUCCUAACGCGUUGUCGCCCCACUCGUAUAUGGUCGGACAACGCAACCAACUUUGUCGGCGCUAAGAAUGAGAUGGCAGAAUUAAAACGUUUAUUCCUGAGCGAUAAUCAUGUGCAAGCAGUUCAUGAAUUUUGUCUAGCUAAUACCAUAGAAUGGCAUUUCAUUCCACCUCGCUCUCCACACUUUGGUGGGCUUUGGGAAGCGGCCGUUAAAACUGCGAAACAUCAUUUUCAUCGCUCGGUGGGCUCGUCAUUAUUAAACUUCGAUGAACUGCGCACACUUAUUUGCCACAUAGCGGCAAUUAUUAACUCAAGACCUUUGUUUCCACUUUCAGACAAUCCGGCUGAUUUAGACGUUCUAACUCCAGCUCACUUCAUUGGCACUGCUCCUAUCUCUACUUACGUUGAACCAGAUGUCACGAAGAUUAACUUUAAUCGUUUGGAUCAAUGGCAGCGCGUAUCAUACUACCAGCAGAUAUUUUGGGCACGUUGGCAUGAGGAGUACUUAACUACCUUGCAGCAGCGCUCAAAGUGGCGCACACAGAAUUUCGAACUCUGCGUCAACGACAUAGUUUUAGUAAAGGACGAAAAUCUGCCUCCUCUCAAGUGGCCCCUAGCAAGAGUCACCGAACUAAUAUAUGGAUCAGAUCGUGUGGCACGUGUCGCUGUACUAAAAACUGCAAAUGGAGUCAUACGAAGAGCCAUCCGAAAGCUAUGCCCAUUGCCAAGACAGGAUGAGGUUGAAAGCCCGGGUCUUCCAACGGGGGGAGGAUGUUUGGUUAUGCAGAAAGCAGCGCAGUCAGCGCAACCAACAUAA
Molecule: messenger RNA, 5325 nt
Organism: Anastrepha ludens (Mexican fruit fly)
Lineage: Eukaryota; Metazoa; Arthropoda; Insecta; Diptera; Tephritidae
Exons: 3
Coding region: 1-5325 (1774 amino acids)
Biological process (GO): DNA integration
Molecular function (GO): nucleic acid binding
Source: RefSeq, a predicted model, not a curated record